This is a messenger RNA of Rhizophagus irregularis DAOM 181602=DAOM 197198, 966 nucleotides long. RefSeq lists its product as uncharacterized. The record is from RefSeq and is a predicted model, not a curated record. NCBI's taxonomy places the organism in Eukaryota, Fungi, Glomeromycota, Glomeromycetes, Glomerales, Glomeraceae.
AUGUGCCAAUCUGUAUGUUAUCGUACACAUCAAGUACCAUUUUCCGAAAUUUCAGCAUCAGAUGACGAUUCAUUUGAACCUUUUUUUGAUAAAGAAGUAGAUGAUUCUAUUGAAACACCUAUUGAAGCUGAUGAGGAUCGGGAACUUGACUUAAAAUCCUUGAUUUCAAUGGUUAACUCAGACGAUAUUUUAGAAAUUUGGAAGGUCUCUCGGUAUAAUUUUCCGAAGUGUUAUCAACAUGUGAUUUUGCUUAAUACCGGAGAAUAUUUAUGCACUUGUUUCAUGCUUGUAACGCAUGGUAUUAUAUGCAGACAUUUUUUUAAAGUGUUUGUUGAAACUCCUAAAGCAUAUUUUCAUUUGGUGUUGAUUCCCAAGCGUUGGUAUAAAGAUGAAUAUAUCACUUCAAGUGAUAUCUCUUCUAGUGAAAUAAUAAUGAAUAGUUGCCAAAAUGAUCAAAAUAAUACACAAAUCACUUUAGAAUUUACGCGAAAAUAUACUGUAAAUGAUCUUUCAGAGAGCUAUUCCAGGCAAAUAUCACAAAAACAAUUGAAAUUUGGUACUUUAAUGGGUGAAGCCAAAAAGGCAAUUCAAUUUGCGAUUCAAGAUGAUGAUGAAGAACUAAUUCAGUUUAUAAGAGAAUAUAACAAAAGAAGGGAAGCUCAAUUAAUUCAAGCGGAAUCAAUUAGACAACAAGAAGAUUUAGCAAGAAGAAAAAUGAUUGCAAAUGAUAAUCGAGUUUUUCAUAAUACAAGGGGAGUAUUGGUUGAUUCUAAUCAAAUAAUGGAUCCGUUAAAGCAUCAACCAAAGGGUAGACCCGCAACGAAGCGGUUAAAAUCAUCUUUUGAAAAAUCAGGUUCAAAUAAAGUCAAAAAUGGGAGUGAACAAGCAAUUUCUGGUGAUAAAGGUCGUAAGUGUGGUUUAUGUGGAGAAAACGGUCAUUAUCGUAAUACUUGUUCAAAACAAUAA